GUACUAAUUCAAUUUCUCUCAUCCCUGCAAAAUAAUCAAAAGUCUAAUUCAAUCUUAUUACCAGAUAACAACAAUGGCGGAAAUGUUGGGAAAGGAUUUUCAGACAGUAAACAGAAGAAUCGCCUCUGUCGCCGGUCAUCUCAUUCCAUCCCAAAACCCCAACCAAAAUCACACCACCACCACCACCAUCGCCGCCGCAAAUUGCAGCUCCGGUUUCGACGAUACGUACCACCGCGUCCACGGCCAAGUCCCCACCCACAUCCCGGAGUGGACGCCGGCGAUGGACGACGCCGGCGCCGCCUUCACCGACAUUCUCUACGAGAAAGCCGUCGGAGAAGGCAUCGCUAAGAUAACGAUUAAUCGGCCGGAGAGAAGAAAUGCUUUCCGGCCACAGACGGUGAAGGAGCUGAUUCGAGCAUUCAACGAUGCCAGAGAUGAUAACUCCGUCGGAGUUAUCAUUUUCACCGGCAAGGGUACUAUGGCAUUUUGCAGUGGAGGAGAUCAAUCACUCCGAGGCAAAGAAGGUUACGCUGACUUCGAUAAUUUCGGUCGCCUCAAUGUUUUAGAUCUCCAGGUCCAAAUCCGUCGCCUCCCCAAGCCAGUGAUAGCAAUGGUUGCAGGGUAUGCUGUGGGGGGUGGACAUGUGCUCCACAUGGUAUGUGACUUAACAAUUGCAGCUGAUAAUGCUGUUUUUGGUCAAACAGGACCUAAGGUUGGAAGUUUCGACGCUGGUUUCGGGGCAUCGAUAAUGUCUCGUUUGGUAGGGCCGAAACGAGCGCGCGAAAUGUGGUUUAUGGCGAGGUUUUACAGUGCAGCUGAAGCAGAGAAAAUGGGACUUGUGAAUACUGUUGUUCCUGUGGAGAAGCUUGAAGAAGAAACAAUAAAAUGGUGUAGAGAGAUAAAUAGGAACAGUCCAAUGGCAAUUCGUCUAUGUAAAUCAGCUAUCAAUGCAGCUGAUGAUGGCCAUGCUGGACUUCAGCAAAUUGCGGGAGAUGCGACGCUACUGUUUUACGGAACAGAGGAAGGUACGGAAGGGAAGAAUGCAUACUUGCAACGCAGGAAACCAGACUUCUCGAGAUUUCCUCGGCUUCCAUGAUUUUUUGUCUGGAGAAACAAUUGCCAUGCAAGCUUUCGUCUUAUUUAUAUGCUUACAAUAAUUACGCUGAAUAAUUAAUUGGUCGAGGAAAAUAAAGCUGUAACGAAGGCCGACCAGUUUCCAGUUUUCGUUUCGUCGUUAUGUUUUCCUGUUACAAAUUACAGACAAUUGGCAUCUCUGCCUUGUUUCUGUCUUCAACUUCUAUAGCAAGAGCAAAAAUUAUUUUGAUUUUAUAUAUAAA
Messenger RNA from Erythranthe guttata (spotted monkey flower), 1337 nucleotides. It is a transcript of the gene ECHID, whose product is annotated as enoyl-CoA hydratase/isomerase D. Gene Ontology annotation, cellular component: cytosol. Gene Ontology annotation, biological process: menaquinone biosynthetic process. The record is from RefSeq and is a predicted model, not a curated record. Gene Ontology annotation, molecular function: 1,4-dihydroxy-2-naphthoyl-CoA synthase activity. NCBI's taxonomy places the organism in Eukaryota, Viridiplantae, Streptophyta, Magnoliopsida, Lamiales, Phrymaceae.